AUGGAGGGCGGUUGUUGUUGUCGUUUGCCUUCAAGUCGCUUCUCACUUAUGGGAUCCCUAAUGUAGACCUGCCCUGGGUCCCUCAGAAAAAGGGGUUGCCAUGGCCAUCCUCCGAGGCUGAGAGAGUGUGACUCCUUGCCUGUUGUACUCUCCAUCACCAAAGGCCAGCGCAAGGGCUGGAGGGCGAGGGAAGCAGGCCAGACAGUGUUUCCCUGCGUCCUGAUCCCCAUUCAGGCAGGGACCCCACGGAGUGACCUUUGUUGAGGCAGAAGCCCUUGUCCCUCAGCCUAACAGCCCUCACAGGGUUAUGGGGAACCUGGAUUGAGUCAUGCGCCCCGACUGAGUCUGGGAGAAAGGGGGAUGUCAAAGUGUAACCAUAUGCCAUAGAUAUACUCAACCUCAGGUAUAAGUCAAGGACAAGUUUUGGGACCCAUGGAUAAGUCAAGAGUAAAACCUAGGGACAUAUAGCAAAAGAUCCAAAGUAUGAAGCAAACCAAAGCAGUGUCAAAGAUCUUACGCAACUCCAGCAGACGUAGCUCUUUGUGUUUAGUUUUAAGGCUGGAUGGAUGAGAGAGUAGAGAGUAUUGGUGCUUCCAGGACAGAUUAUACGAUUGCCUUGCACCUUACUCCUUUUAAAGAAGAGUGAAGAUUCAAUACUUCAGUCCUUGCCUUGACCUCUGGAUGUGUCGGCUCAGGCUUUUGGGCCCACUAACAAAGGUGAAGCUGAUAAAUGAACUGAAUGAACGUGAAGCACAGCUUGGCGUGCAAGAGAAGGUCUCCUGGCAUGCGGAAUACAGCGACAGCGCCUGGGUGUUUGUGGGAGGACUGCCCUAUGAGCUGACAGAAGGCGACAUUAUCUGUGUGUUUUCACAAUAUGGGGAAAUUGUGAACAUCAACCUGGUCCGUGACAAAAAGACAGGGAAAUCCAAAGGUUUCUGCUUCAUUUGCUAUGAAGAUCAGCGAAGUACUAUCCUUGCAGUUGAUAAUUUCAAUGGAAUAAAGAUAAAAGGAAGGACUAUUCGUGUGGACCAUGUGGCUAACUAUCGUCCACCAAAAGACACUGAGGAUAUUGAUGAUAUUACAAAAACACUGCGAGAGAAAGGAUGUGGCGUUAAAACACCUCCUCCGAGUUCCUCUGAAUCUUGUGAAGAAAAUGAGGUGGAGGUGAAGAAACACAAAAAAGAGAAAAACAAGAAGAAAAAGAAAGAAAAGAGGGAGCAUCGAAAAAGUGUGAAAGAAGAACCACUUGCAGAUGUGCCAUCUCCGAAAACCAGAAUCAAAGUGGAAAAGGAAGACCCAGGCUAUGAACGCCAUGUUAGUGCAAAUCAGCAGAACUGGAGCAGCAUAUCUGGGCACAAACACUCAAGUCAUGUGCACCAUGAACAGGAACCCAAGUACAAGCGUCUGAGAGAGAGGUCUCGAGAAAGAGGCACAGACAGGGGCAGGCAAGACCCACAAACAUCUUACAGUGAAGAGAAGCACAAGAGAGUAGAUGCCCCAAAAGAGAAGCUUCAAGCUGCUGACAGUAGAAGGUCUCGAGACCAAAGGGAGGGCAGAGAGAAGUCUUCUAAGGAGAAGAAGGGCUCCAGCUCCUACUAAGCCACCUGGCCUGCUCUGCCUUUGCAAACAGGAAGGGACACAGAGGUCAUGGUGGCCUUAACUACACAGUUUGGUGGGAGGGAGAAAUAGAGGACUGCUGACUGGUCUAAAUCCUUAAUGGUGAAAGUAUGUAGUUGGCUCUUGGGCUGGACUUUGUCUCCUCAGAAGAGAGGCAUGGAGAGCAAAGCCAGGUGGUAGGACAUGUGCAUCUGACUGAACAUCUCCUUAAUUUUAUACAUAAAACAAUGCCAUAGUUUUCA
Sceloporus undulatus (fence lizard) is the source of this 1859-nucleotide messenger RNA. RefSeq names its product RNA binding motif protein X-linked 2 (gene RBMX2). The transcript is spliced from 6 exons. The record is from RefSeq and is a predicted model, not a curated record. Lineage: Eukaryota; Metazoa; Chordata; Lepidosauria; Squamata; Phrynosomatidae. Gene Ontology annotation, cellular component: catalytic step 2 spliceosome; precatalytic spliceosome; U2 snRNP. Bases 682 to 1599 code for a protein of 305 amino acids. Gene Ontology annotation, molecular function: RNA binding. Gene Ontology annotation, biological process: mRNA splicing, via spliceosome.